Molecule: messenger RNA, 6161 nt
Organism: Peromyscus leucopus (white-footed mouse)
Lineage: Eukaryota; Metazoa; Chordata; Mammalia; Rodentia; Cricetidae
Gene: Clcn1
Product: chloride voltage-gated channel 1
Exons: 23
Coding region: 84-3053 (989 amino acids)
Biological process (GO): chloride transport; transmembrane transport
Cellular component (GO): membrane
Molecular function (GO): voltage-gated chloride channel activity
Source: RefSeq, a predicted model, not a curated record
GCAAAAGCAGAGGCUUAAGGAGCUACUGGGGGGAGAGUGGGAGCAAGCAGGCCAAGGCCUGGCUGGGGGUUGGGGGAGGACACAUGGAGCGGUCCCACUCCCACUCCCAGCAGCAUGGGGGUGAGCAAAGCUGGUGGGGCAGUGCUCCCCAGUACCAGUACAUGCCCUUUGAACAUUGUACCAGCUAUGGACUGCCCUCAGAGAAUGGGGGCCUUCAGCACCGGCCCCGAAAGGACAUGGGUCCCAGGCACAAUGCCCACCCAACACAGAUAUAUGGCCAUCACAAAGAAAAAUAUUCAUGUAAGGAACAAGACAAGGGGAUGCCCAAGAAGACAGGCUCCAGUUCUACUGUGGACACCUUGGAUGAGGACCACUAUUCUAAAUGUCAAGAUUGUGUCCACCGCCUGGGAUGCGUGGUCAGAAGGAAGCUGGGGGAAGACUGGAUCUUUCUUGUGCUCCUGGGCCUACUGAUGGCUCUAGUCAGCUGGUGUAUGGACUACGUCAGUGCCAAGAGCCUUCAGGCCUACAAGUGGACCUAUGCCCAGAUGCAGCCCAGCCUUCCUCUGCAGUACCUGGCCUGGGUCACCUUCCCGCUUAUCCUCAUCCUCUUCAGUGCGCUCUUUUGCCAGCUCAUCUCUCCCCAGGCUGUGGGCUCUGGAAUCCCUGAGAUGAAGACAAUUCUCCGUGGUGUUGUCUUGAAGGAGUACCUCACACUCAAGGCCUUUGUAGCCAAGGUGGUGGCCUUGACAGCUGGCCUGGGCAGUGGCAUCCCUGUGGGGAAAGAGGGUCCCUUUGUUCACAUUGCCAGCAUCUGUGCUGCUGUCCUGAGCAAGUUUAUGUCCGUGUUCUGUGGUGUCUAUGAGCAGCCAUACUAUUACACUGACAUCCUGACAGUGGGCUGUGCCGUGGGGGUCGGCUGCUGUUUUGGAACACCACUUGGAGGAGUGCUGUUCAGCAUCGAGGUCACCUCUACCUACUUUGCUGUUCGGAAUUACUGGCGAGGAUUCUUUGCAGCCACAUUCAGUGCCUUUGUGUUCCGUGUCUUGGCGGUGUGGAACAAGGAUGCUGUCACCAUUACCGCUCUGUUCAGAACUAAUUUCCGAAUGGAUUUCCCUUUUGACCUGAAGGAACUUCCAGCUUUUGCUGUCAUUGGGAUCUGCUGCGGGUUCUUGGGAGCUGUUUUCGUUUAUCUGCAUCGCCAAGUCAUGCUCGGUGUCCGAAAGCACAAGGCUCUCAGCCAGUUUCUUGCCAAGCACCGCCUGCUGUAUCCUGGAAUUGUUACCCUUGUCAUCGCCUCACUCACCUUUCCACCAGGAAUGGGUCAAUUCAUGGCGGGAGAGCUGAUGCCCCGUGAAGCCAUCAGUACCUUGUUUGACAAUAAUACCUGGGUAAAGCACAUAGGUGACCCCCAAAGCCUGGGCCAGUCAGCUGUGUGGAUUCACCCCCAGGUCAACGUGGUCAUCAUCAUCCUUCUCUUCUUCAUCAUGAAGUUUUGGAUGUCCAUUGUGGCCACCACUAUGCCCAUACCUUGUGGAGGCUUCAUGCCUGUUUUUGUGCUAGGAGCUGCAUUUGGAAGGCUGGUAGGAGAGAUCAUGGCCAUGUUGUUCCCUGAGGGUAUCUUAUUUGAUGACUUCCUCUACAAGAUCUUACCUGGGGGCUAUGCAGUAAUUGGAGCAGCAGCUCUGACAGGGGCUGUCUCGCACACAGUCUCCACAGCUGUGAUUUGCUUCGAAUUAACCGGUCAGAUUGCUCACAUCCUGCCCAUGAUGGUGGCUGUUAUCUUGGCCAACAUGGUGGCUCAGAGUCUGCAGCCCUCUCUCUAUGACAGCAUCAUCCAGGUCAAGAAGCUUCCCUAUUUGCCAGACCUUGGUUGGAACCAGCUCAGCAAAUUUACAAUCUUUGUUGAGGACAUCAUGGUACGUGAUGUGAAGUUUGUUUCAGCUUCUUGCACAUAUGGGGAACUAAGAAACCUACUCCAGACCACCACAGUCAAGACUUUACCAUUGGUUGAUUCCAAAGAUUCAAUGAUCUUGCUGGGCUCCGUGGAACGCUCAGAACUGCAGUCCCUCCUACAGCGCCACCUGUGUGCAGAGCGAAGGUUGAGGGCUGCCCAGGACAUGGCUCGCAAGUUAUCAGAGCUGCCCUUUGAUGGCAAAGCACGGCUGGCUGGAGAAUGGUACCCUGGCGGUCGACCCGAGUCCUUCGCCUUUGUGGAUGAGGAUGAAGAGGAGGACCUCUCCAGGAAGACGGAGCUUCCACUGUCUCCUCCUCCUCCACCUCCUCUCUUUCCUACUGUUCCAUCAUACCCUGAAGAACCUAAUGGGCCACUGCCCAACCACAAACAGCCACCUGAAGCCCCAGACCCCGCAGGUCAAAGAUCAUCCAUCUUCCGGUGCCUGCUGCGCUGCUUACUGGGCAGAGCUCACUCUACAAAGAAGAAAAUAGCCCAGGAUUCAACAGACUUGGUGGAUAACAUGUCACCUGAAGAGAUUGAGGCCUGGGAGCAGGAGCAGCUGCGCCAGCCUGUGUGCUUUGAUUGCUGCUGUAUUGACCAGUCUCCCUUCCAGCUGGUGGAGCAGACCACGCUGCACAAGACUCAUACACUCUUCUCACUUCUUGGCCUCCAUCUUGCCUAUGUGACCAGCAUGGGGAAGCUCAGAGGUGUCUUGGCACUAGAAGAGCUACAGAAAGCUAUUGAGGGCCACACCAAAUCUGGCGUGCAGCUCCGCCCUCCUCUUGCCAGCUUCCGGAAUACAACUUCAAUUCGGAAGAGUCCAGGGGGGCCACCCCCUCCUGCGGAGGGCUGGAGUCUGCCUGAGGGUGGAAAUGGGGCUCCUGGAGCAGAAGUCAUGGUUCCUCCCAUGCCAGAAACUCCUGUACCACCACCAACUCCUGAGGUCCCUCACUGUGUGGCCCCAGCUAGAGCAGAGGGUGAGCUGGAGGAGCUGGAGAUGGUGGGAAGUCCAGGACCUGAGGAGGACCUGGCUGACAUUUUGCAUGGCCCCAGCCUUCGGUCCACUGAUGAGGAAGAUGAAGAUGAGCUGAUCCUGUGAAUAACCUCCUCCAAGCUUUCUUCAUAAAAACCAUGGGGCCCAUGCCAGGAAGUGGGCUUGUGUGUCACAGGGGUGCCUUGAAGUUGAGGAGGCUCCCACUUCAUGUUGUUUCUACCCCUACUGUGAAGGUGAUGGUGAUGGUUUUAAGGAGAACUUGGCCUUGAGCAGGGAAGAAUUUGGGUCCAUCAGACCUCUUCCCCCAUUUCCAGGCAGGGUUCAAGGCCCCAAGCUUGGAAGAUCCCUGUGUUUUCCUGCUGUGCAGGUUCAGUCCCCAUCAGUCUUUAACCUCCCACAGUUCCCAGUGUUGUUCAGCUGCCAUCCUGGCCUGCCUGUCUAGGUUUUGGUUUCCACAUAGAAUAGGUAAGCGGAGGCUCAGAUGGAUUGACUCUGCAAGUGCCACGUUGGAAGGGAUGUGGGACCACAAUAUUGCCCUGCAGACUGACCACCUGACAAUGUGCACCUCAACCCGCCAGCCCUACCAUCUUCAUAUCGGCUCCCCACAAUCUGUUUCCAGACCUAGUCAUUGCUGCCGCUGCCUGUCCCCGGCCAGGCCGAUGUUCAGGGCUGAAAGAGCCAACCCUUGCUUCCAGGAAACCAAGUGCAGUUCCCUGGAAAAGAGGUUGGCAGAGGCUCUGUGUGGAGAGGCAGGUGUCAUGGCCCAGUGCAUGUGUCUGACCCUGCAGCAAAAGGCCUUCCUAUGCCUCAGUCUCCCGGCCUCGUUCCAGGUCACCCCUAGAACAUGCAUAUUCCCUCUCGUCCGCCGCAAUGGCUGGCGUAGCUGCCAAGAGCCAUCUCUGCCUGGGAGCCACCCUUCCGGAGCUCCUCCCUGAGCACCAGUAAGGCUCUCAUCCAGCAGUGGGUCAUGCAGAUUCCAGUCCUUUAUAAUAGCUCCUCGGGAUCUUCUGGCAUCGACGUGGGGGUGCCCUGGGGGUGGCAAGCUUUAGUUUGCCCCAUCCUUAGAGGACUCCCAUCUUUUUCCUUCCAAACCAGGCAGGAGGUUGACAGCUGUCCUGCACAGCAUCAGCCUGCUUCACCUAGAAAGAGAGGCCACGUGCUCUGAGCAUCCAGACGCCCAGCUCCGCUCAUGGGCUCUUUUCCUUCCCUCUCUGUGUGCCUUUAGUUUGGCAGUUGAGCCCUCGGACAUUCUCCUUCUGCCCCUCCCCCUUGCCCAGGUCUGUUCUGUCCCCCCAAAUAAGACACUCGUAGUCAGAGGAUGCCACCACAUUCUGUUUAGUGUCAUUGAACACAGCCUCUGGCCUUCUCCAACAUGGGUUCCCUCCACCUUCCCAGGCCAAGAAAGACACUGAGGCCUAGGUAGGAGAAUUAGCAAGGGGCAUCCAAGCCCAUGCCCAUGUGUAUAUAAUCUAUAAUACUUAUAUAUAUUUAUAUAGAAUUCUCUCUGUAAUAUAUGUCAUAGAAUCCUUCCUGGGCUUGGGGUGAGUUUCACAUUAAGAAAACAUGCUAAGACUGACCAUAAAAAUGGGUAUGUCUCAGACCUGGAAGACAGAGUGUGGGAUAUAAAGGGUUAAGAACUCAUCCUUCAAGAUUCCCUCCUUAACACAAGGAAAAGAAGGGAGGUGUGUGAACUGGGGGAGGGCAAUGGAAGGGAAGGAAUGGAAGGUUUGGAUUUUCAUUUAAUAAAGUCAAUUGAAAAUUAAAGUGUACCCCCCCCUAAAAAAAUCAUUCCGCAAGAGCAGUUCCAUUCACAAGAAUAUAAAAAACAGCCCUGCUCCCCAGCUGCUGUAAAACGUGCUGCACAGCCUUUAACCCCAAAGGAAAAGCAACCCUUCCCACCCACCCCUAACAGCCUCUUCCUGAACAUGCCCCACCCCUCCCCUUAAAGUAGGCUAGAAGCAAACCCCCAUGCACCCUGCCCCCAGCACCAGAGAGGUGGUCCCUCCCUCCAAAAAAGUUCAAAAUGGUCCUGGGCCAGCUCCUUGAGUCUUCUCUCUUCAGAGUGGGGUGGGGCUCAUCUGCCUUUGUGGCAGUCUGCCAGCAGCCUGGGGAAACCAAGCCCUGCUCAGGUAGAAACCCUACUAAGUUCCUUCAGGUCCUUUGUAGUCUUUCAUAGGGGACCAUUUGGCUUCCUUGAGGAACGGAAGGAGGAAGGAAAGCUGUUUUUGUUUAGUCUUCCUAACUCUCCAGGGCCCUGAGCAAAAGGGGAUCAAUGUGAAUAAACCUGCUCACUGGACUCGAUGUCCACCGUCACCUCGGGGAAGACUGCGGGGGCACUGAGAUGAGACAAACACGUUGAUAGAGCAGGAUAGACAAGGCAGAGAGACCCUGGGAGUAGUUUAGCUUGAACAUGCAAAUUCCCAGGGAGCUAGGACAGGAGACCAGGGGUUAGGGGCAGUUGCCAGGGUUGGCAGGCUAGCCCUUCCUAGUCCUAGAAAUGAGGUCCUGAUAGGCUAAGCCACAACACACUGGCACACACGAGGUAUCCUCUCCCAUUCAGGCAGCGUCAGAUGGGCUAAGUGACUGUUCACCUCUCUUGGCUCUCCGGGUCUACUCCCAUGUUUCCUACAUGAACAGAGCCGGGGAUCCCAUGCUUCCCCCUCCCCUGGAGGAUGUGGGACACCGACUCUGGUUACACGUCGGUGUAUGAAUGAGGUGCAGGACAGAGUCACGGAAGAACAGAAUCACUCCAGCUCUGAGUCUCAUCGUUCCUGUGGGUGAGGGAGUAGUUGAGGACCCCUGACAGUUAGAGUAGGACACAAAGCCUUGGAACUGGAGCCAUGGACAGACAGGAGGCAGAAGAAAAACGGGGCGACAAGCUUGGGCAUCUCCUAUCGAAACUCUGUUUGUGCCAAGGGCCAGACUGAGUCUGCGGCUGCUCCAGCACCCUCAUAGCAAUACUGUACCGACUUGCUGCUGUUCCCUGUCCUCAUGGUCCACUCCAAUGGCAAAGGAGGUGUGGGAGGGCAAGCUUAUGUCUCGCCACCACCAGUCCCGUAAGGAACAAUGGGCAGAGGAGCACUGGGAACAGCUGGCAGGAACGCAGAAGCAGCCAGUGUCCGCCCUGGCCCUCAGCCAUCAGCCCAGCCCAGCCAAGGCAGUGACAGCACCAGACUCCCCACUCCUCUCUGCUCAACCCUGAGUCCCCAAGAA